CCUCGGGCGGCCGGCGGUGGCCCGCUGGAGGGGGCGCUGUGGGCACCGUGAAGCGGCCUUUUGUCAGCGCGCACGGCCCGGAGCGCUCUCAUUUCCUCCCAGCCUCGUGCGGUAAAUGGAUUUAAUUCUGACAGCAGGGCUGUGAGGGACGAGCGGGAACCAGAGCCUUUUGUCACCAGCGGCAGCCUCUGUGCUCCGUGAUUACCACCGACGCGCAGAAGCUGCAGUCCUGGUGGAAUCCCGGCAGCUCUGACGAGGGCGGGGCUGCAGGAUGGGUAGAAAACACUGCUCUGCAAAUUAGCCAGUGGAUGUUUUUUUAACCGCCCCCUCCCGCAAAAAAACCCUCACAAAUAACAAAACCCGACCCAGAGCGGAAGCCCAGAGAUGGAUAAGAUGCCAUGCGGGAGUUUCCACCUGCAUGUUUGAGGCUGUGUAGAUGUGGCCCGUGUCCCUGAGAGUGGAGCAGCGGGUCCAGACUGAACACUGAGAGGAAGCCUUGGACAGGGCUGGGCUGGCCUCCUGGAUUCCAGGAGCAGAUUGCAAACCCGCCAGGAAAAAUGAGUGACGAGGCGGUCCCCGAGGCUGCCUCCCCGCCGCCCCCGCAGGGGCAGCAUUACUUUGACCGCUUCUCUGAGGAUGACCCGGAAUACAUGCGCCUUCGCAACCGCGCCGCAGACCUGCGACAGGACUUCAACCUGAUGGAGCAGAAGAAGCGCGUCACCAUGAUCCUGCAGAGCCCGUCUUUCAGGGAGGAGCUGGAAGGCCUCAUCCAGGAGCAGAUGAAGAAAGGGAACAAUUCCUCUAAUAUCUGGGCCCUGCGGCAGAUCGCGGACUUCAUGGCCAGCACCUCUCACGCAGUCUUCCCGACAUCUUCCAUGAACUUCUCCCUGAUGACGCCCAUCAAUGACCUUCACACAGCUGACUCCCUGACCCUAGCCAAGGGUGAGAGACUCAUGCGGUGCAAGAUCAGCAGCGUCUACCGACUCCUGGACCUCUACGGCUGGGCGCAGCUGAGUGACACCUAUGUUACGUUGAGAGUCAGCAAGGAGCAGGACCACUUUCUGAUGAGCCCUAAGGGAGUGUCUUGCAGUGAAGUCACAGCAUCCAGCCUGAUCAAGGUGAACAUCCUAGGAGAGGUGGUGGAGAAGGGCAGCAGCUGCUUCCCAGUGGACACCUCAGGCUUCUGUCUCCACUCGGCCAUCUAUGCAGCCAGACCUGAUGUGCGCUGCAUCAUCCACCUGCACACGCCGGCCACGGCCGCGGUGUCAGCCAUGAAGUGUGGCCUCCUGCCUGUCUCCCAUAAUGCCCUGCUGGUGGGGGACAUGGCCUAUUAUGACUUCAAUGGGGAAAUGGAGCAGGAAGCUGAUCGGAUCAACCUGCAGAAGUGCCUUGGACCCACCUGCAAGAUCCUGGUGCUAAGAAAUCAUGGAGUGGUUGCUCUAGGUGACACCGUAGAGGAGGCGUUUUAUAAGGUCUUCCACCUACAGGCUGCAUGUGAGAUACAGGUGUCAGCUCUGUCCAGUGCUGGGGGAGUGGAGAACCUCAUUCUCUUAGAGCAGGAGAAGCACCGGCCCCACGAGGUGGGCUCUGUGCAGUGGGCUGGGAGCACUUUCGGGCCCAUGCAGAAGAGCCGGCUAGGAGAGCACGAGUUUGAGGCCCUCAUGAGAAUGCUGGACAACCUGGGCUACAGAACAGGCUACACAUAUCGCCACCCCUUUGUUCAAGAGAAAACCAAACAUAAGAGUGAGGUGGAGAUUCCAGCCACUGUCACAGCCUUUGUGUUCGAGGAGGAUGGUGCCCCAGUCCCCGCCCUGCGACAGCAUGCCCAGAAACAGCAGAAGGAGAAGACCCGCUGGCUCAACACGCCCAAUACCUACCUGCGGGUCAAUGUGGCGGAUGAGGUCCAGAGGAGCAUGGGAAGCCCCCGGCCAAAGACCACGUGGAUGAAGGCUGACGAGGUGGAGAAGUCCAGCAGUGGCAUGCCCAUACGGAUCGAAAACCCAAACCAAUUUGUGCCUCUCUAUACCGACCCCCAAGAAGUGCUGGAGAUGAGGAACAAGAUUCGAGAACAAAAUCGACAAGAUGUGAAGUCGGCAGGUCCUCAGUCCCAGCUCCUGGCAAGCGUCAUUGCUGAGAAGAGCCGAAGCCCGUCUACAGAGAGCCAGCUGAUGUCCAAGGGCGACGCAGAUACCAAAGAUGAUUCAGAGGAGACGGUGCCCAACCCCUUCAGCCAACUCACUGACCAGGAGCUGGAGGAGUACAAGAAAGAGGUGGAGAGGAAGAAACUAGAACUUGAUGGAGAGAAAGAAACCACUGCAGAGGAGCCUGGCUCACCUCUGAAGUCUGCCCCUGCUUCCCCAGUGCAGAGCCCAGAAAAGAAGGCAGAGACAAAGAGCCCAGUGGUUUCUCCUUCCAAGUCUUCAGAGGAUGGCAUUAGGAAGACAGAAACAAGCAAAGCCCCCACAGAGCCGGAAACAGCCCAACCAGAGGGGGUGGUGGUCAAUGGGAGGGAGGAGGAGCAGACGGCGGAGGAAAUCCUCAGCAAAGCCUUGAGCCAGAUGACCACUAACGCUGACACGGAUGUUGAUACCUCUAAGGACAAAACUGAGUCAGUCACCAGCGGCCCCAUGUCCCCAGAGGGCUCACCUUCCAAGUCUCCCUCAAAGAAGAAAAAGAAAUUCCGAACCCCCUCCUUCCUGAAAAAGAGCAAAAAGAAGGAAAAAGUGGAGUCCUGAUGUGUGACCCCUUGGUCUCCCUCUGCCUCCUCUCUCUCUUCCUGUCCCUUCCCUCUCCCAUCUCUGUCCCUGGAAGCACAGGGCCCAGGAGGGAUAGAAUAGGACCCUGGAUCACACUCCAAGGGGGGACUUAGAGAUCACCUGACCAACCCCUCACUUUACAAUUGCCCCAGAGACAUCCAGUGACUUGCCCAAGGUCACACAGCUAGUUAGCAGCAAAGAGCCUGCACUAGAAUUCAGGUCUUCUGACUUCCAGUCCAGUGCUCCUCCCACUACACAACACUGCCUAGUUGUGGGGCACCCUGGUUAGGAUGCUGCCCACCAAUCUGAGCCCAGGGCAGGAGUGCCAGAAAUGGGCUGUGAGCUUUCACGGGCUCAGACUAAAUCUGACAGGUUGAGGCCUCCCCUGAGUAAGGUCCAUUUCUUCACAGGAAUCCAAUCUUCUGCUGGUGGAGCUGUCUCCACAUUUAGAAAUCUCUCCUCUGUUCCAUUUCAGGUCCCUACCCUGUUGCUCAAAGUAACCAGCCAAAUUAUCCCACUCCCUCUAAAAGAAGUUAAUCUUUGUUCCCAAAGGCUGAUGGCUUAGCUUGUAUUUCCCCAGAUGCUAACCUUGAGCUUUCUUCAUGGAACCUCUAGAGUGAUGGGUGGAAGAGCUGUCGGAGGUGGCAGACACAGGGCAAGCCAAGUAAGCCUGAGCACUGCUGGUGGUUUCAACAAGAUAGGGAACCGGGAACUUGACCCAUUUGAAUUGUGCACCUCAGGCGCUUCAACACGAAAACCAAAUUUAGCAUAGGAAGAAGUUGUCUCAUGCUCAGGGCAGAAAUUUGGGGAAAAUUUAAUCUUCUCUUGGCCUUGGGUUGUACAAGGAGGAUCAAAACAGCACAGGCAAUGCUCUGACUUUCUAGCUUUGCAUGACAUGUGCAGCAAUGCGCUGUACCUGGCUCACUCCUGUCCAGCAGUCAGGUGUACCCUUACCCUCCCUCAAACCUAGAAGCACUUGCUUGCAUCCUGAAACUGGCAUUUUGACCUUGGCUCCUUUGGGGUUCCAACUCUGAGUUACUCUGGGUCCACCAGGGGAGAAUGAGCUCUUCAGGAUUAAUCCUCUUGGACUAAGUCCCAGAGAAAUGCUUGGGUGCCCCCAGCACUGUCACUAUCUGUCUGUCCUAGGGUGUGGUAAUAGCCACAGCUAUUGUUGUAAAUGCCAACACUAUCUUUUCAUAUUCUUCCAUGGGGCAUUGAUUAAUGAGCAUUGUUGACUCCUAAAGAUUAGACAAUCCAUUCUCUUUAAAGCACAGUGUCUUCAAAGAAUAUUUUUCCUCUUGUCCUGAUUAUUGUAAAAAUAUUUUUGAAGGUUCUUAAUCAUAGUUUUCCACUUUUGACCACUUAGCAUCUAUAGACACUGUGCAGGCUUCACAUGUGCUAUAUCCUUUAAUCCUCACAAUAAUCCCUUGAGGUGGGUAAGAUCAUUCCCAUUUUACAGGUGAGGAAACUGAACCCCCAAAAGGACAAUUGACUUGCCUCAUGUGGUUUGGGUAGAAAGGUCUGGAGCCUGGGUUUGAACCCAAGUUGGUCUGAGUGGCCAUUCAAUGGUUAUGAAUGUACAACUUGGAUCCCCAACAGUGGUGGUUUUAGUCCAGGGCUCAUUUCUGUGCAUAAUGUUAGUGCUUGGAGCGAAGGUGGGAAACUACCUGUGUUCACCCUCACUGGUGCGCAUGGACUUCCUGGAUGGCAUGGGCUGUGGCCGUGCUGAUGCUGCUCUUCUAACAAAGAAGAGGCAGGAGCCUUCUGGUUGGUGGGGGAUAUACCAUCCAUAGUUGCAACUUGAGAAGGAAGGGAACUGACAUAUGAGCAAGGUAAACCUCCUACUGUGUCUCUCUAGUGCAGACUGCAGCUGCUAACCCAGGCCCCUCUCUCUGUUCGGCUUCCUGAUUUGGUUAACCCCAUGAUCAGGGUCACCAAUGCCUCAGAAAAAUCUGUCAUGUGUGAAAUGCCUUUAAACACCAAUCAUUUGAUGCUGUCUUUGAAAAAAAUAGAGUUCAUGUUUAUUCAUCCUUUCACAGUAUUUGUUAAGCAUCCACUAAGCAUCAGGCAUUAAGCUGGCAUUAAAGGAGAGCAGUUGUCAUGACUAGAAUAAUAAGUGGCAAGCAAUGUUGGGAGAAGGGUGCACAUGACCUCUGAUGCAGCCUUUUUUGCGUGAGUGGUUGUGGUUCAGAGAUGAUGUUGAUUGAGUCUGCCUCCAACCAUUUCUCUUUAUUCUGUUUGCACAGCAAGACCUCAUUUCGGUGAGAAUGCUGGAAUCUUGCUGAUGCAUCACCCUUGGAAUUUACGCCCUGGGUGUACCUCCUGCUUAUCAGUAGUUCAUUCCUCUUGAACCACACACUGAGCCAGGAUCAAGGGUCAGACAUGAGGGUGGGCAUAGUUCCUACUCUCAAGGAGUUCACGGCAUAGGAGGUGUGUAGACAAAGUGCAAAAUAGGCAAGAGCACCGACGUGGCAUAAGGAAAUAACAGUAAACUACCUUGAGGGCCAGAGAAACCUUCCUGAAAGGAAGCAAUGGCUGUUAGCUUUUCAACAAAGGAAUGUUUUAAGACAACAAAAGGGUUGGCAGGGCAUUCUGGGAUGAGGGAAGAACAUGUGCAAAGGUGUGAAAUGCCGUGGUGGGUUCCACUGGAACACAACAUUGCCAGAGCACUGUGUGUAAGGCACGGGUUCACCUCCCUGGGAGAUAGGGCUGGACCCUGAGGAAACAAAUCCAUAGAUGGGGUGGAGGAGCUGGACUCAGCGUGGAAGGGCUUUGGAGUUACUGAGGGCUUUAAAUCAGGGUAGAGUUAUGAUCAGACUUGCAUUUUAGGAAAAUCCCUUUAUUGGGCUAAGUGGAGAAGACUGAAGGGAAUGGGGUGGGCGUGUGGGAGCUACAUUGAGGCCCUCUGAAACAUUGGUACUAGACAUGUGGGCAGGCCUUACCCUAUAUACCCUUUCCCUUUAUAGCAAAUAGUUUCCAGCACAAAAUUCAUUUCCAUGAAAUUCUAUGGAUAAAGCUGAGAGAGGUUUUUGACAAGGAGAAGGAAAUACUCAGAGCUAACGUAUCUGGAUUUCAUUUUGUCUUGGUUCAGAGUUGCUGGGAGAACUGUGGAGUCAUUCUGCAGGUUUCUCCUUCCCCUGUAUGUGUGAAUUGCCACACACUCAGCUCCAGGCUUGAGGACAUGUCCCGAAUGCUGUAGAAAAACGUGCUGUAGAAACAGACAUGUGGUCUAAACAAAACUGCCCGCUUUUAGGGUGAGAGGAAGGGGCAUUUUCUCUGGCUCUGGGUAAAAGUUGGCUGUAAGUGUUUGACUGGGGUAGACAUGUGUUCCAGGGUUUAGAAUUGGUAGGAAAUAGGUUUAUUUCUAGUCGAGCUACUGUGCUUGGCUAUGCCACAGAAAAGAGAUAACCUGUGAGCGAAUCUGCUGCACUGUGGCUGAGCUGGAACGUGGAGAGGCUUCUGAGCUUAUUCCCAUCAGAAGGCAGGCAGGAGGUGGGGCGGGGAGGAAGAGGGAUAGGUGGCUGCAGAGAGGCAGGCCUCUCCAAUGGCUCUCCAUGCCCUGGUGGCCAGCACCCAGCAGUAAGUGUGGGAGAGCCAUCCUCCCCACAUGACCUUUCCCCAAACUGCACCAAGUGCUGUCAAGAGAACUCCCUAGCCCAUGUCUGGGCUUCACUAGAGCCUCCUGGCUUACAGGUGACCCAAGUAACUGUCCUGCUUUGGCCAGUCGACCCCCUCAGCUCUCUUCCAACUAAAGUGAGGUUCUUCCUCUGUGACAGGUGCUUCUUAAAGGAUUUGGGGGGCUUUGGAUGAUAAGGAACAGUAAGUUCUUACAGUGAGAACCCCACUGUAAAGCCCUGCUUUGCACCACUGAUUUACACAGACUAAGCCUUGAAUCCUGUUCUCCAUGGAUAACACUACCCCUUGCUCAUGGUGACGUGGCAAGAUAGUCAUUUGGGUGUUGCUUGGUGCUGUCGUAACAGAGGUCUACUGGCCUUGUCAGUGUGGGGAGAAAUGCUAUCAGUCCAUUUCUUUGGUGGCUGUGGAUUUGAAAAAACUAUUUUCCCAACAGCAUGAUUCACUUCUGAAAGUCAAAAAUGAAUUUUGAUUUUUUCCAUAAUGGAUGUUUAGGGACAGACAGAUGCACAGCCUACCCAUAGGCCUGUGGCCCGUGUUUUUUCCUAAGUGCAAAUUUCAUGUUCUAGUUCCAGGCCGAGAGUAAUCAGUUUUUGACUUUUUAACAAAUGAGAGAACCUCAGCCCCUUACUCAUUUUACACAAGUGGGGCAGACCCUUGAGUUGAUUGGCACAGUUGUAGUGGACUCUGAGCAUAGAGGAAACAGGUCUCCUCACAGCCUCUCAUGCCUUGAGCCCAACUGGACUUUCUAAGACCACAACAACAUUCUAAUAGUCCAAGAAGAAAUGAGAGAAAGAAUAAAUGUGUGCUCUCCACUCCCACAGAAAGGAUAGGCCACCCAUGAUUCAAAACCCAAGCGGGCAUCAUGUCCUCUGUUCUGAAAGGGAUAAUUUAUUUGAUGCACUAUGUGACUUUAAGCUCACGAAAUUAUCUUCAUGGGUUAUCAUCUACACACAUUUCCACUUGCGCUGCAGUACGGAAGAGCAUAUGUGGUGGUGUGUCUCUUCCCCAAAGCCCUGUCUAACCUGCCUAUCUGAAUGUGGUGUACUUUUUGUCAGAAAUGACAGACCACACGUAGAGCUCCACCACCAAAGCAUGCCCAACACUUCAGUCUCUCACAGUGAGAAGCCACAGUCACCAGGAAGCAGUGUGUGGAUUUCAAGGUGGCAUGUCCUUUAGUGGAGAAAGCACUUUUCAUCAUUUUUAUAUAGACAAGUCCCUUGAGAGUGUAGGGGUCUCUUCUUAGGAAUGGUUAGGAAGAAUCUCCAGUUAGAAGUGUUCUUAAAAAUACAGAAAUAGUGGUUUGCGUUGGUUCAUACUUGGGAGGAUUAAGUGUUGCCAAAUGGAUGUUUGGCUCUGCUUGCCUUCAAGAUGUUUCCCACAGCUGGGUCAUCACUAGGAGAAAUUGGAGCCUGCAGAUGGAGGAGAGAUGAUCACUGUUGAUGCAGGGGAGGGGUUUAGGAACAGCUGGGGUCAGAAGGCCAGUGUGAGAAAGCACUGGUAGCUUCCCUAGCAAUCAGGUCCUCAGCCCUUUUCCUCCAUCACUAUCUCCCAAGCAUCAGGAUAAGUGAGCUAUUAUAUGGCAAAUCCAAGAGUUUGGGGCAGGGUGGGAGAUUAACUGUUAGAAAGACUCUAAACUCCUCCCUCAGCAAAUCAUCUUGUUUAAAAGCCCAAAGGCCAGAUCCUGUCUUUUAAAGUAAAUCAGAAGGCGGAUGAUGGUUGGACCUGGGACAGAGGGGUCACACUUGAAAAACAUCAAAGCCCCUUAUAAAAUGGGAAUGUAUUUCAGGGAACCCCACCUCAACAUUUCAACUUCACUUUAUGCCUGUUGGUCCUGUUUUGUGGGUGAUUAUUUGAUACCUGAGGAUUGCCCCACCUUUAAAUUUCCUGCAAUCUAUGCUACAACCACUGAGUCCCAGGGUUUGUCCUCUCCCGGGAAGGGGUGGGUGGGGGAGAGCAUAGUCCAGAGCCAGAGCUCCCCUGGCUCGGGUGUGGAGUAGCAGGAACCUGGUCUAGAUAGAGUGCAGUGUUCUCUAAAGCUACCGAUGGUUUCAGUGAAAUGUCUGUGUCCGACAAUCGUCCUGCAAGAAUACUACUUACUGUCUUCCCUUGUACAUACAUUGUCGUGUUUGGCUUUUCCUAGUAUUGUGAGGUUUCAAAUCGGGGUUCCAUGUAAAUACUUUUUCUGCUACUAAAAUGCCAUCCCCCUGGAUUGUGCAUCACCCCCACAAAUGGUUUCGCCUUUCUCUACGCUAACACUUUUUGAGCCACUGAUGUGUAGACUGAUGGUUAGUUCCUUGGCUUUUAUUUUGCAAUUUUAUAUAUAUAUGCAUAUAUAAUAUAUAUAUUUAUGGGUUGGUUUUGUAUAGUUUUCUGUUUGAAUCUCUGAGCGCCAAAGCUGCCCUUUGAUUUUCACGAGAACUUUCCAAAGCCACGUCUUGAGCCUUUUUGCUGCUUUGGUGUCUGACUGUGUUGCCGGGGUGGUAUCUCUGCCUGUGGAUUUCUGUAUGUAUGUGCUGUUAUCUCACCUGAAGAUAUUACCCUAGUAAAUCUUAACGUGCUUGGC
Nycticebus coucang (slow loris) is the source of this 8955-nucleotide messenger RNA. It is a transcript of the gene ADD2, whose product is annotated as adducin 2. Gene Ontology annotation, biological process: barbed-end actin filament capping. Gene Ontology annotation, molecular function: actin filament binding. The transcript has 16 exons. The coding region runs from base 558 to 2735 and encodes 725 amino acids. The record is from RefSeq and is a predicted model, not a curated record. Gene Ontology annotation, cellular component: postsynaptic density; plasma membrane; cytoskeleton. Lineage: Eukaryota; Metazoa; Chordata; Mammalia; Primates; Lorisidae.